AUGACUGACGUCUUUUCUUCGUACGAUACAAACUCAUCUAAAAACGAAAUCUACGGAUCGCCAUUUGAAGCUUCUUCUCCUAUUAUCAACAACAACCAAAGCAACAACAACAACAACAACAACUCAGACAAUAAUAGUCUCACAUCUGCAUCAAACAUGUACACUCAAACCGAUACAAACAAUUCUGUUGUUCAAAACAACAAUCCAUUGAAAAGAGGUGCAGAGUCACAACAACCGGUUGAUUAUUUCGAUUUGGUAAAUGGUAUGAUUAAUAAUGGAUCAAACCAACAAUCAAACAACAAUAAUAACAACAACACUGUAUUAUUAAACAACAACAAUCAAAACUCUUAUUCCUCUUCAUCUAAUGUUGCCAAGAGUGAAUCGGUGUAUAGCAGCCCACCAGAUUCUCCACUGAACCAAUCAAACAACAGCAACCGGGUUAUUUACAACUUUCACCGACCCCAACAACCACAAUUGAUUGGAUCACCAACCACCACAGACGAGGGUUCACCAUCACUCACCUCGCAAAAUGGAGGAACUGCUGCCGCUCUUUCAUACAGUCCUCCACAAUACCUACCAAACUAUGGUCUUGUAUUGGACUCUCGUAAUCCAAAUAUCUUGCCACCACAAGCUUGGCCAGUCAACAACCUCAGCAGUGACUGUAACCUUGUCAACAACACCACAACCUCUUCAUUACAAUUUAAUAUUGGUAGAAAUGCCAAUGGUGGUGGAGUUGUCCAACAACAACAACAACAACAACAAAAGUUACAAACUCAACCACAACAACAAAUGGGAGUACCAGUGAAUGCAUUAAACAUUCAACAACUUGAACAACUUUUACAACAAAUGAAGCAAGAACCAGAGCAGCAAUUAAAGAUGGGUAACUCUAUCCUAAUGAACUUGCUUGGUUUAGGCAACAACAACAACAUUGCCAACAAUGGUCUCAACAACUCUACUUCUCUCAUUCCAAAUGCAACUACUACAAACCAAUCCAAUGGUUCAUUCAUGCCUUCUUUGCAGCAACAGCAACAACAAAUGGUUCAACAACAACAACAACAACAAGGACAAGGUGAUAGUUCUCCAUUAAAUACACCUCCAUUUUCACCAAAUACCUAUCACUCUUCAUCAAGCCCACCACAACCAUAUUACAAUGAACAACAAAUGGUUCAACAACAAACAACCUCUACAACUACAACUACUACUACCAAUUGUAAUGUUGCAAGUUGUACUGCUGUUUGUGGUGGAGUGAGUGCCAACCAACUUAGUAUGGUUGGAGGAACACCUAUCAAGUCGACCAUUUCACAUUGGGAGAUAUUUGGAUCAGAGUCACUCAAGAAGCAGUGUGAGAGCAACCCACCUAUUACAGUGCGUAGCGGUACUGUUAUUUUCGAGCCGUUCAACACCACCAAUGUCGGUCGUCACCGUGCCUGUUGGAAUUUGAUUGAUCCAAUGCACCGCAACUACUACCAACCAAUCCAAUUCAAGUUGCCAUCAAUCACCAACAACCCAUUGAUCAUGCAGCAGCCACAAAACACCAAUGCCCCAGUCGACGUCCAACGCCAACAAUUGCUCAACCUUCAGCUCUUGUCCGAGUGCGACGCUCGUCUCCACAACCGUUACGAGGGCUACCGUAUCUACAUCCACCCCUCGUUGGGUUAUUCUGGCAAUGCCAAGCGUUUCAAGCAAUACCCCGAUCAAAACGAAAAGGCACUCAUCUUUGACGGCAACGUCUACGACGGUCACCUCAACCCCAUCCACAACUGCAAAAUCUGUACAGAGUACUACCAAACAAAGUCGUACUUUUCGGCCAACCCCCAUGCCAAGGGCAAGGUUCUUCUCAUCAAGAACAACAUCCUCACCCGUGUCAAGGACGGACAGUUCAACCUCUCGCUCAAGCCCAUGUGCUGCUCUGGACACAACUCUCACAUUCCACUCUACCUGCACUUUACACUCACCGAUCCAAACACCAAGGAGGUUGUCUUGCAAAGUUUGAUCAAUGUCAAUGUAAAGCAAUGGAAAAAGUCGGUCCCAAACAAAAACAAGAAAUCAAAAUCUGAUGAUGGUGAAUAUUAUCUUAACAACAAUAAUAAUCAACAACCUCAACAACAAAUCAACCAACAAAUGCAAAAUGGUGGUAAUCUUUUAUCACAACAACAACAACAACAAAUCAAUCAACAACAACAACAACAAAUCAACCAACAGCAACAAAUCAAUCAACAACAAUUGCUUCAACUUGCCCAGUUUUAG
Molecule: messenger RNA, 2247 nt
Organism: Cavenderia fasciculata
Lineage: Eukaryota; Evosea; Eumycetozoa; Acytosteliales; Cavenderiaceae
Gene: CRTF
Product: transcription factor
Exons: 2
Coding region: 1-2247 (748 amino acids)
Cellular component (GO): trans-Golgi network; trans-Golgi network transport vesicle; endosome
Source: RefSeq, a predicted model, not a curated record